AUGACGAGUUUCAUCCUCCAAAAGAAGCUAACGACGAGUAACAUCCUCAAACAGAAGCUAAUAACGAGUUACAUCCUCGUCAAACAGAAGCUAAUGAUGAGUUACAUCCUCGAAAAGAAGCUGACGACGAAUUUCUUCUUCAAAAAGAAUCUGAUAUUCCUCAAGACGAGAAACGAUGUUUUCAAGAACCCUGUCACCAUUUCAAGAAUAGUAGAUCGCCCUAAUGUAUCCAUCAAUGUUCUUGCGUACCAAAAAGAUUCUGCAGUAGAAAAAAAACAAUAUUCCAACGUGUGGAGCAGCACAGCAAAGCAAAUAGAAAAACUUAUCGACGAAGAGAAAACGAUUGUCUAUUGCUCGUAUGCAGUGGAAUGUGAAGAACUAUCUUCUGUGCUUAACUCGAGAAACACAAGAGCUUACGUCUUCACCGGAAAGAACAAUAAUGCUGAAAAGAUAGAAGUUUACCAUAAAAUGAAGAACAAUGAAAUAGACUUGGUAGCCACAAAAGUUUUUGGUUUAGGAAUUACCAUUCUUAGUAUCCGAAAUAUUGUUCACGUUGGUCUUCCUGAAAGUCUAUCGUUGAGAAUGCAAGAGUAUGGUCAGGGUAGAGAUGGCCAACAAGCCUAG
Messenger RNA from Daphnia pulicaria, 624 nucleotides. Its product is annotated as probable ATP-dependent DNA helicase RecS. Bases 1 to 624 code for a protein of 207 amino acids. Lineage: Eukaryota; Metazoa; Arthropoda; Branchiopoda; Diplostraca; Daphniidae. Gene Ontology annotation, cellular component: chromosome; cytoplasm. The record is from RefSeq and is a predicted model, not a curated record. Gene Ontology annotation, molecular function: four-way junction helicase activity; 3'-5' DNA helicase activity. The transcript is spliced from 3 exons. Gene Ontology annotation, biological process: double-strand break repair via homologous recombination.